GCUCGUUCUUCCGCGGAAGGCAGCUGAGUUGAUCUGCGCGGUUUCUAGCGUACAUCGAGUGUCACUUUCGAUGCCUUCAAUUCCCGCUGCGCCGAGGAACCUGUAGCCACUUCAAAUCCCACGAUUCGCACGCUGCAUGCAACUUACGCACUUGCAUCACCCAAACUGCAGGAAUCUCACCAAGCACGUAUCUGACCGGAACCGGAUUAGAGGGAAGAUAACGAAUCGAUCGGUCCGCUGGGCGCGCGAUCGCGUUCAACUUGAAAGCGAUCUGCGCGAGUCGCUUUCAACUGCGCCUGGGCCGUGGGUUUCCUCGCGUAGAUUUUCAUUCAUUCAUUCGAAAAUUCAGAAACCAGACAGACGCCCAGUCGGAAGGUCGUUUCGUCUGUCUGCAUCUGGGUUCCGCGAGACUUCUUGUUCCUCGUGCAUCGGAUAAAGCUAUCUGGCGAUCAGUCUGCGAGCAAAAAGUUGCAUCUGCCGGGUCGGUUUAUCUGCGGUUUCCUUGCGUACUUUUUGCAAUUCGUCACUUAUAAAUAAGAGCGGACGCACGACAAAUCAAUUGCAUGUGCUGCCAGUGCAAUGCAACAUAUGUUCGGGCGGAUGUGGCGUGAAUGACCGUCAAAUUGAUCGCAAUCUUUUUUGCGUUAGAUCGUGCGACAAACGAAUUGGUUGCAUCAGCGUUGCGGUGGCGUUGGGUGCAAUAACCGUUACACUCGCGUGUGUGGCGGGAAACCUUCAAGAUCGGUUUUCGGUUUCGAUUUCAUCUUGAGAAAUUUCCAAUCCUGCUUGCAGUUCCAAGUGAUCGAUCGUGUAUCUUAAAUGAUUUUAGAUUUGUUUACGGAAUUUUGCACGAGACCCUGUUCCAUGCAGUUUUGAGAAUUUUGGUCCAGACAUUGGCAUUAGAAGCACGUUUUCUUUCUCAGCGCGAAAUUGCUAAAAAUAAUUUUACGAGUAUUCAAUGGAUCGAGUGUCCCGUUUGUAAAUUUAGAUUUUUGAAAUAUCUUAUCUUCUAAGUAAGCGUUUUAUCGAUUUUUCAAGGCUUUAUUUGAAUACUUUUGUCGGUAGUGAUUCUUGUUAUUCACGUCUGCAGGCGAACUGUGUAAAUAAAUGACCACUGCAAGUGUAUAUGGGCCAGAAGUGAAAUAAAAUUGGAUAAUAAAAGAAGUGUUGAGGCUAAUCUUGCCGUUUCUUGAAUUGAUCUUACAGAAGCACCUAUCGCCGAGUUUUUUUCAUGCCAUUGGUGAAAUGAGAUAGCAUGUAAAGCAGCAAAUCGACAGUCGAAGCGGACAUAUUUCUACCCCAUAACGCACAACUGUGAUAUUAUUAUGAAGUUAUUAGAAAUAUUAGUUAUAGUUCUUAUAUUCGUGGCUGUAAAUACAUCGCGCGUUCAAGAUGCCAAGUCACAAAUUCGAGACGAGGUGCGACACGCUAUCGGAAGACCCCCCAGACCACCAAGUCGCAAGGAAAUCGCCGAAAUAAGACAUGAUAUAGGUCAUCAUCACAAUUUGGAUCAGCCGAGAAAAUGGAGCCACCGACGCAGAUUGGGAACGUAUUUUACGCCAUGGACAAAAUGGAGUGCAUGUGAUCCAUUGUGUCGACAAAGUCGCGAACGAUAUUGUCGAAAUCGUCGGAAAUGCGGUGAGACGAAGCAUAGUGAGGAAAGGAAGUGCUCUAGAUGUCAUCCAGACCACUCCUUGUUCGAAACCUCAACCUUCAACUCACAUUACACAACCUCCCCGCCACAUCGAAUUCCCGUGUAUGAGGAAGUACCCAAAGUCGAGCAAGAGCCAGAUUACAUAGUCAAAAAAUACAAAAAGAAACGAAAACCAAUUGUCAUCGAAGUCGAGGACUAUGAAGACUUGGAAAAGGAGGAAGAAGAGGACGAAAGCGACCUGUACUUGAAAAAAUUCAAUAGAAGACAGGUGAAAUCAAUUAGGUCUAAGGAAUGGAAUGGCGAUUUCCAAGUCUACGAUCCCGAAGUAGCGAAUGCAUUUGAUGCGAUCAUUAGCACCGGGAGAAAAGCUCUUCCUCAGGAUUCUUCCUUUGAAUACGAGGAAGAGUCAGACGUGAAGGAUAUAAAUGGUCCGGGAGAGUUCAACUUCGAAUAUGAUGAUGACUAUGACGAAGGAAGGAAUUCGAGCCGAGUUCUACCCAGGGAGAAAGCCGUUUUCGAGUUACCACCGAGACAUCGACGAGUUUAUUCGCGAUGGAGUAAAUGGACCAAAUGCUCGGCCAAAUGUACGACAAGGAGAUAUAAGAAAUGCCGUAUCCGCGAAUAUUGUGGCAAAGAAGUACUUCGUGAGAUAGCCUAUUGCUACACGGAAGGAAGUUUCUGCCAAGCUUGGGUCGAGUCUCAAGUCCACAAGACGCCCCCUUUCGACUUGAAGCCUGUGGCUACAAGCCGAAAGGACGUUGUCAACUCAAAUGCAAUUGCCAGUGAUUACAUUCUUAGUGGAAAGGGCUACCGUGGUCCAGAAUAUAGCCCCCUCAAACUAAAGUGUGGAAUUUCGUUAGUUCGAAGCAGUCGACGAAAUAGCAUCAAUAAUAUGUUAAAGAUCAUUGGAGGCAAAACUGCCCGGAGGGGGCAGUGGCCUUGGCAAGUGGUCAUUUUCAAUAGGUUCAAGGAGGCAUUCUGUGGAGGAACACUUAUUGCGCCUAACUGGGUGUUAACUGCAGCACAUUGUGUACGCAAAGUGUUAUACGUUAGAAUCGGUGAACAUAAUUUAGAUGUCAAGGACGACUCCGAGAUCGAGAUGAGGGUUGUCAAAAGUAUUAAGCAUCCCAGCUACGAUAAGAAAACUGUUGACAGUGAUGUAGCCCUUCUAAGACUUCCAAAAUCCGUCAGCCCAAGCCAGUGGAUAGGAUAUGCUUGCAUGCCGAAGCCAUAUCAACCUCUUCCCAAAAAUAUCCAAUGCACUGUGAUCGGUUGGGGCAAGCGACGAAACCGUGAUCAAGCCGGGACCAGCGUCUUAAACCAGGCGGAGGUUCCUAUCAUUUCAAUGGAGAACUGCAAGGCUGUGUACCAUGACUACACCAUUACCAAAAACAUGUUCUGCGCCGGCCACAAACGAGGUAGAAUCGACACAUGCGCCGGCGAUUCAGGCGGACCCCUCCUCUGUCGCGACUCCACCCAGCCGAAUCAUCCUUGGACCAUUUUCGGGAUUACUAGUUUCGGCGAUGGUUGUGCGAAGAAGAACAAAUUCGGAAUUUAUGCGAAAGUUCCAAACUAUGUUGACUGGGUAUGGUCAGUGGUGAAUUGCAACGGGAAUUGCAAAACGGGGACUGCCAACCGUAAACUCGGGUGAGACGAUGCGCGAGGAACUCUAACGACUAACGAAUCAAAGAAUCUCUCUCUUAAAAGUGCUUUAAACAUUUCCAAUAUCAAAGUAGAAUAUUAACUCUUUAAGACUAUUUAUUUCUUACUUUUGUAACCGUCGAAUUGUCGGGGGGAGACACACGCGAUAAAUUUUCACUCUUUUCUUUUUCCAUUGAAAAAUUUGAGCUAGAAAUUUUGUGCAAUCGGAUCAGAGGCAGCUAUCCUUCAUCAGACAGCCUAACUACUCAGCUCCGUCCGCUUUCAGUCAAAGACCAGAAGAGCGUCCUCCGAUAUUAAGGACUAUCUCACUAUUUAUAAUUUUGUUGACUCUCGCUUUUGUUAAAAAAAAAUGCGAAUCUUUUGCUUCUUACAUAAUGUAAAUACGAAAAUACGUAAUUUAAAUCGAAAAGCAAUAAAUACUGCAAAAACGAUGAUAAUUUCUAGACUAGAAUCGAAUCUUUUUACUCAAGCACAAUUUAGAGCCAGUCGUUUCAGAUAAUGUCUACUUCUAAUUCUAAUGAUCAUUUUCUAGUAUUUUUUAAUACUUGUACGUAAGGCAUGCAGGAUAUUUUAGCAUUUGUAUUUAUAUGUAAAUAUUGCAAUAAAGUGUUGAAAACUUCGAUGAA
Hermetia illucens (black soldier fly) is the source of this 3942-nucleotide messenger RNA. RefSeq lists its product as uncharacterized. Gene Ontology annotation, biological process: proteolysis. Lineage: Eukaryota; Metazoa; Arthropoda; Insecta; Diptera; Stratiomyidae. The coding region runs from base 1326 to 3305 and encodes 659 amino acids. Gene Ontology annotation, molecular function: serine-type endopeptidase activity. The record is from RefSeq and is a predicted model, not a curated record. The transcript has 7 exons.